Funneliformis geosporum is the source of this 278-nucleotide messenger RNA. The record is from the annotation of a GenBank genome assembly. Lineage: Eukaryota; Fungi; Glomeromycota; Glomeromycetes; Glomerales; Glomeraceae.
UGCGGAUGAACGAACCUUUGAAAUACGAUCCUUGGUCGUCAGUUCUAGAAAGAACUUAUCUAAAUUUUAAAUGGACUGCAGAGGCCAAAAAACAUACCUAUGUUGAUAGAGAAGAAAUUGGACCAGAUUUUGUUGAAGGAGCGGUGCUCUCUUAUAGAAAUGGCGAUAACAACAUUCAACGGUGUAGAGCUAACGUUCCCGGACGAAUCAUAAUUCAGAAAGGAAUAGACAGAAAUCGAAUUGUUCGGGUGGUUGUAUCGACUAGUACGAACCCGUGG